AUGAGGAGUAAUUUUAAUUUCUCUAACCUAUGCGGUACCGUGUAUAGACAGGGAAACGUCGUCUUCACGCAGGAUGGCAACAGCGUCCUCAGUCCGGUGGGCAACCGCGUUAGCAGCUUCGAUCUAGUCAACAACAACUCGUUCACGUUCCCUUGCGAGAACAGGAAGAACAUCGCUAGAAUUGCUUUGAGUCCAGAUGGCAGGAUAUUGGUCACAGUCGACGACGACGGAAGAGCGCUGCUCAUCAACGCCAAACGUCGUACAAUUCUCCACCACCACAACUUCAAGAAGCCCGUCAAAGACUUAUGUUUUUCCCCCGAUGGCAAGUUCCUGGCCGUCACCCACGGAAGCCAUGUGCAGGUUUGGAGAGCGCCCUCGUUCUUGAUCAGGGAGUUUGCCCCAAUGGUCCUGUUUAGAACCUACACGGGCCAUUUCGACUCUGUCACAUCAAUCACUUGGUCGCCCUGCUCAAGAUUCUUUGUUACCUGCAGCUAUGAUAUGACUGCCAGGCUCUUUACUCUUGACACCUUGCCAGGCUUUAGGCCAAAAACGCUCUCAGGACAUAAAGACAGAGUCGUUAACGCUUACUUCUCAAAAGACAGCAAGUCUAUCUAUACUGUGUCCAGAGAUGGCGCUGUAUUCGUAUGGACCGCAAAGCCAUCUGAAGAUGAGUCCUCCAGUGAAGACAGCGAAGAAGACAGCGACAGUGACAGCAGCAGCAAUAACGAUACUAACGUGGAUGAAAGUAGACGUAUUGCUGACACCAGAUGGGGCGUUUCUUCCAGACACUACUUCAACAUGCCCGCAACCAGAGUCGUUUGCUCAACAUUCCACCAAAAAAGCUCCCUCCUCGUCGUCGGGUUUAGCACCGGUGUUUUUGGUCUAUGGGAGCUGCCAUCAUUCACCAAUUUACACACAUUGUCUAUUUCGCAGGAGAAGGUCACUUCCGUAGACAUCAAUCCUUCGGGAGAGUGGUUGGCAUUCGGUGCCAAGAAGUUGGGUCAAUUGUUAGUGUGGGAGUGGCAAUCAGAAAGCUACGUCCUCAAGCAACAAGGUCAUUAUUCGGACAUGAACACUGUAUCUUACGCACCUGACGGCCAGCUGGUUGCAACCGGUGGUGAUGAUGGUAAAGUGAAAUUGUGGAAUCUAUCAUCAGGCUUUUGUACUGUCACAUUUAGCGACCACAGUGCAGCCAUCUCACAAGUAGAAUUCGCCAAGCAAGGAAAAGUUCUUUUCUCUGCCUCUUUAGAUGGAACUGUCCGUGCAUAUGAUUUGAUACGCUACAGAAACUUCAGAACAUUCACAUCACCUUCCCCAACCCAGUUUAGCUCAAUGACAGUAGAUGAGUCGGGUGAGGUUUUGGCUGCAGGAUCAAUCGACACAUUCGAAAUCUUCUUGUGGUCUGUACAGACCGGCAAGCUAAUGGAUGUCAUGUCAGGACAUGAAGGUCCCGUCUCUGGACUUUCAUUCGGACCAGGCGGCGCUCAAUUAGCAUCUUCCUCGUGGGAUAGAACAAUCAGAGUAUGGGAUAUUUUCAGAAGAGCUAGAACUGUUGAACCCUACUCAAUCAACUCUGAUGCCUUGACUGUGGUGUUCAGACCAGACGGUAAAGAGUUGGCUACAUCCACCCUUGACGGUCAAAUACAGUUCUGGUCUUUAGAAGAUGACAAGCAGACUGGUGUGAUUGAAGGUCGCAAAGACGUAUCUGGAGGUCGCAAGCAAGAUGACCGAAUCACAGCUAAUAACAACUCGUCUGGAAAGAGCUUUAACAGCUUGUGUUACACUGCUGAUGGUAACUAUAUACUGGCAGGCGGUAACAGUAAAUACGUGUUGCUUUAUGAUGUGAAAGAAGGCGUAGCCUUGAAGAAGUUUCAAAUCUCCGAUAAUCUGUCUCUGGAUGGAACGCAAGAGUUCUUGGACAGUAGAUUGCAAUUGGAAGAUGGAACCAACAUCAGUAAUGGUAUUCAAGGUGAUGAGAGUGACUUAGAAGAUCGCCUGGAUCACUCGCUGCCUGGCGCACAAGGUGGGGACUUGUCAAGGCGCAAGUACAGACCUGAAAUAAGAACAAAGAGCGUCAAGGUCUCGCCGACAGGCCGCACAUGGUCGGCUGCAUCUACUGAUGGGUUGAUCGUAUACUCGCUCGAUGAGAGUGCUCUAUUCGAUCCAUUCGAUUUGGACAUUGAUCUGACGCCGGAGAGCGUCACAAAGACGGUCAAGAAGGGCGACUAUUUGGUGGGAUUGAUAAUGGCGUUCAGAUUGAAUGACGAAAAGAUUAUCGAGAUGGUUUACACUAGCACUCCACCAGUUGAGAUAAGGUUGAUUGUGAAGCAAUUACCGCUAGUAUAUGUCGAUAAGCUGGUUUCAUUCAUUGGAAAGCACAUGGAGCGAAGCGUUCACCUCGAGUUCGACUUGCUCUGGGUAUCCUCGCUUUUGACUUUCCACGGCAGGACGUUGCGUUCACGCCAGAUAGAAUUCGCUACGCCUUUGAGAAGCGUGCAGAAAGGUCUAAUCGAUUGGCAGAAGGAUGUCACCGCGUUAUGCGAAGAAAACGGAUUUACAAUGGAAUAUCUCCUGUCACAACCUAUAGAAGUAGACAAUGUACUGUAA
Messenger RNA from Wallemia ichthyophaga EXF-994, 2607 nucleotides. RefSeq names its product Periodic tryptophan protein 2-like protein. NCBI's taxonomy places the organism in Eukaryota, Fungi, Basidiomycota, Wallemiomycetes, Wallemiales, Wallemiaceae. The record is from RefSeq and is a predicted model, not a curated record. Gene Ontology annotation, molecular function: protein binding. Bases 1 to 2607 code for a protein of 868 amino acids. Gene Ontology annotation, biological process: ribosomal small subunit assembly; maturation of SSU-rRNA from tricistronic rRNA transcript (SSU-rRNA, 5.8S rRNA, LSU-rRNA). The transcript has 5 exons. Gene Ontology annotation, cellular component: small-subunit processome; Pwp2p-containing subcomplex of 90S preribosome.